Molecule: messenger RNA, 5018 nt
Organism: Cydia pomonella (codling moth)
Lineage: Eukaryota; Metazoa; Arthropoda; Insecta; Lepidoptera; Tortricidae
Gene: raw
Exons: 14
Coding region: 354-2642 (762 amino acids)
Cellular component (GO): plasma membrane
Source: RefSeq, a predicted model, not a curated record
AAGAGGCGACGGGUCGGGCGCUAGCUAUCGUUCGCCGGCCACCAGUGCUGCUCGAACUGUUCCGCGGCUUGGUAUAGCGCGGUUCUAUAUAUCCACAAGUUUCAGUCGCGCCAAUUCAACAAUCUUGCCAGUUUGUUUACAGUGACGUGUGUGUAACUAAUUUCUAAACGUACCUACUCUUAUAGGUAGGAGGACUUAUCGAUCGACAUCGACAUAGUACAACCUAGUUGUACAAUGACCGUCCCAUCGCGAAUGGAUAAAACGCUGUGUCAAACAUUAAACUAUCAAGUGCUGUGUAACACGAUAAAUAUGGAUUCAAACAUACACUAAGUGCAGUUAAACUGUGUCCGAAGAUGGAUGGUGGUAUUUUGAGUACCCCGCGAAACAGAUUCCAAACACAACUGAAGAAUGCUGCGAGUGCUUUGUGCUCUAGGAAGCACAGGAGAAGCGAAGACAUGUCAGCCGCGGUGUUUAGUUCCGCUCGCCCUCACACUUAUCCUCGGGCGACAUCGACCAAACGGUCCACCUUAUCGUGCGGAAUAGAGCCCCAUGUUUGCGAACAGCAGACCAUCGCGUUAGAGACUAGUGAACCGUUCAUAGCUGACGUCAUUCAUGUCUAUGCUACGAAAUCUAAUGGAGUCUUUAAAGGAACUUUGGCAAGAGAGGUAGCGAAUGCUUGGGAGAGAAAGGUGGGCAAGCCAGACCAGCCGGCGCCCGCCAAUCGCGUCAAAAGCCUUUUCUACGACAUCCAGCUAUAUCCGACCGAUCCCCAAGUGUUCGAAAUGCUGGUCUGCGCCAGACAGUGUGCGCGACGCAAGUCGCUCACACUUACGUUCGGCGAGUUCUGCGUGUUCGCGGCCGAGCUGCGAAGGCAUUCGAGGCAGGUCAGACAGAGUCCAAACAAACCGGAGUCACCGCAGUGGAACGUAGAGAAGGAGUUUAGGGAGAGGGAGACAAUAUGCAAACCCAAUAUCGGCAGCGAGGCGUCGUCGCUGGACUGCGAAGUGUUCCUCGGAGGGUCCUGCAACCCCACCACCUGGCGAAAAGAGAUCGCUAUACCUAAACUGAAAAAGAUGGGCAUCACGUACUUCAAUCCCCAAGUGGAGAACUGGUCGACGGAGCUGAUGGAGCGCGAACACCGUGCCAAGUCGGACGCGCGCGCGCUGCUGUUCGUGCUGGACAGCGAGACACGCGCUAUCGCGGCUAGCGUCGAGGCGGCGCUCAUCGCCGCCACGCCCAAACUCCUGCUACUCGUCAUGCGCCCCUACUCGCGCCACCAGAAGAUCGCCCAGGAGUCUAUCACUGAUGAAGAGUACAUUGAGUUAUCGCGAGCGCGUGCGACGUUAAAAGAAGCCGUAGAGAGGAGAGGGUUGCCCACUUUCCAUGACAUUUCGUCGGCGCUCGACAGCGCCGGCGAGGUGCUCCGAGGGCGGAACCUGACACACCCGCGCCACAACAUCGGGAACUACAUCCACCGCCUGCGGCGGCUGUACGACGCGGCGGGCGGCCGGAGCGCCAAGCUGCCGCGCCAGCGCGCCGUGGACGCGCUGCAGGAGGCCACGCGGGUGCCGCGGGACGUCGCCGAGAGGAGCCUGCCCGCUGCCGUCGACCCUGUAGACUUUGACACGUUCUGCGCAGCCGUUGCUGAAAUCGCAGCUGACUCAGGGCCCAGGCAGUCGCCGCGGGCGGAGGGGGUGGCCGCUCGCCUGCGGCGCGCCUUCCGUUCCUUCUGCGACAGGUUCUCCCCGCUCGCCGCCGAGAGUCAAAGUCGGAAUGGCCGAGAGGAAGCGGGAGCGGCGGCGGGCGCGGAGGCAGAGCGCGGCGCGGAGAGCUCGCCGCCCGCCGGCCUGCGCGUGCACAACGCGCGGCUGCGCUCUUGCGGGCGGAAACUACCUCUCCUUAUACCCAAGAACGGCGGCAACAGAAGUGAACCCGAGAGCGGUGGUGACUCGGUGCUGACGCCCGGCACGGAGCGUCGACUCGAGGCGCUCCCGGCCAUGCUGGGGGCACCCACCUACGACGUCUACCUCGGCGGAACUUUCCCGUCCGGCACCCGUCCCGACGAGACGCUGCGCCGCGAGGGCUAUACGUACAUAAUGCCGCGGCCGAACGACUACGCGCGCAUGUACUCUGCGCCGGCGCGACGCUCGGCGCCCGCACACCCCGAGUCGCCGCGCCGUGACAAGAAGCCGCGGCCCAUGUCGCCCGAGUCGUCAGAGGACGUGACGCUGCGCUCGCGGGACACGGACUCCGCCGCCGCGCCCGCCGGCGACCGCCUCAGUGCCAGCGACUUCUACAACGUCACCGAUGACGUGACGCCGCAGCCCUUCAAAGGAACGUUCGACGAGGACCAGUUGCUGGGGUCGCGCGUGCUCGUGUUCUCAAUCAGCGCGGAGGCGCCUUGUUUCGCGACCAUGGUGCUGGCGGCGCACUACAUGGGCCUGCAGACUUCCAAGACGGUGCUCAUCGUGCAGCCCAUGGACCCUGCCGCCUCGCAUCCGUACAGCAAAGUAGCCGUGCAAGAUUACAACCGAGGGCGGACGUACUUGUCGGACCUGGCGAAGCGGGAGGGCAUCCCCGUGUUCGACAACGUGGACGCGGCCAUGGAGUGCGUGCUCGCGCGCCUGCAGCCCGCCGCGUAGCCCGCCCGACUGCGCGUGACUACAUGCCGCACUCUCCUUCAUGUUUAGGAUCAGCUAAAGCGGGAUCAUGUCUGACAAUCCUGGACUCGUGGAAUGCGUGCAAACUAUACGGGUGAAUCGUAAAGCGUGGAUACUUACUUCAGCAGGAGAUUGUAUACGUGAAUAAGUGAUACGUAGACCGAGCUUGUCUAUACGAUAUGCACAGACUUUAGUAUACAUCACAUUUUAGUUUUAAUAAUAACCACGUAGGUUUAAAUUUUAGGAAAAAAUAGGCUGACUAAACUGAUUUUACGUGAUUACAAUCGCCUGUUGCAAUGGUACUGUAUUUGGACUCGGGAACGACUUCUUUGAUGAAGGUGGCGCUCAGUUUAACAAAUCUGGCUGUGUAUAUGACUUUAAGCCACUCGCACUCAGACACAUCGAUUAACAGAAGCGCAAGGGGCAUGGCCAAGCUAAGAACAGUCAACUCCAAUCAAAAAUAUAGAUUAUGGUUGAAAAUGAUCAUGCCGAUCCAUUUUUUACUUUUCGAACACGAAUUAUGUUUGUUACAUUGGCUACGCCCUUUGAUAUGGCUAACAGUCAUCUCAACCUUUAGGCCUAUAUAGAACUGUGAGUGUUAUGAACCUUAGUUCAUAAUGUCAUGAAUCAAGAAUACAGUCCGGCCGCUUCAUGUCUGCCUACACUUAAUAAAUGCUACAGGUAAUCUAAUCUAAUGAAUAUUUAUUAUUUAAACUAUACAAGGUGCCCGUGAGCAUUGCGAGACAUUUUAACUAAGCAUUCCUGGUAAUAUUUAGAAACUAAAAUGUCUUAGGCCUAGUUUCAGAGAUAAUUAAAUGUUUUUCGAAAUCAUUCUUUCGUCAUAAGUCGGUACAAAACACAUUUUUGACUGCGGUAUUGCCACUUUGAGGUCUAGUCUGAACAUACCUAUUGAUUGACAUCGAAAAAUUAAAAAAAUAUAUUCGAGAGGCUACCCCCAAAUAAAAAAAAAACUUUAUGUUUAAUUUUAGAUUAUGUGUUUAUCAAUAAAAAUUACGUUUUAUGUACAAGGAGUGUUCAAAAAAAAAGGGAAAAAAAAUUGUUUUUUGUCGAAUUUCACAAAAACUCAUAACAUUUUUUGCUUCUGUUGCCAUCAGGAAUGCACCGUUAAAAUCUGUCGCAAUGCUCACGGGCACCUUGUAUAACUAUAUACAAUUUUACACUUUCAAACAAUUGGAAUCUCAUGUAUUGUGUUGUCCAUAUUUAUGUGCAAGUGUUCAUUUGUGUUAUUCGUUAUAUAUAGUACGAUUCUCACGGUACAUGAAGCAGCUAGUAUCACAAAUUAUGUAAUCCAACACAUCACAAAUACUAUCCAUCACGGAACGUUGUUGGCGACGAAGUCUCACACUGCGUGUACUUAUUAAUUACAAGUUUAGUUUAGUACAAAGAUUGUCUCUCUUUAAUUUAGGCACUCUCUAUUGUAUUAUACCUAUUACAUUAUUUUGUAAUGCAUAGGAAUAGGCACUAAAUUUUUAAUGCAAUUGUACUAAGAACAUGUGAGCGAGUAUGAAAGGCGAAGGUUUUAAAGAGGUAGUGAGGAUACAAGGAUACAACAAAUCUCUGUGAUUAAUUUGUUUAGAAAAAUAUAAUAUUAUUUUGAAUUUUCAAUGCAUAAGCUUAGUUUAGUAAUAAUGUAAGAUUGUUCGUCUGGAAAUGGUCAGACAGCGCAUUAAUGUAAUAUGUGGUAUGUCUCCCCGACGCGGUGCGCGGCCGUCCACUGUCCGCCGCCGCCUCCGAGCAGCUGCCGAUGGCGGUUACUGACGUCGUGCGUGAGGCAUAUGGCCUCGUCGCAUCGUGGGAAUCUAUUUGGAAAAGCGGUAAUAAUAAAAGUACAAAUCAUCUUGCUCACGUAGCAAAGUAAAUGUUGUAAAUUUUCAAGUGGGAAAGUAAGAAAUAUCGAUUUACUCUUAUCGGUAUAUCACCUUAUACUCAUUUUUAUUACAUCUUAGAUUAUUGUAUUUUUAGAAUUGAAUAUGAAUAAUAUUUAAUACAAAAUGAUUAAAUUAAUGCUUGUAAUUUGAUAAUCACAACUCUGGGCUUUGAAAGCUUUUAGAGCCUCGGUCCAAGCCUAAUCUAGUAACUAGUAUAUAUAAUAAGAUAUUAAGUUUUACAAUUUUGACCCACUGUCACUAAAACUAUUACAAUUUGAUAUAUUUCAGCAAAAAAUAUUUUGCUAGUCACACUACCCAUAACAUGUAUCAGUACUUUAUAACAUUAUCUGAUAGUACAAAUAUCUAAUUUAUAGAAAAUGAUAAAAAUUAUAUAUUAAUUAAAUAUAAUUUUAUGCCAUGUACGCUUAUUUUAAACUAAUUAUUAUGUAAAUAGAGGAAUUUGUAAUCA